Molecule: messenger RNA, 787 nt
Organism: Condylostylus longicornis
Lineage: Eukaryota; Metazoa; Arthropoda; Insecta; Diptera; Dolichopodidae
Exons: 2
Coding region: 83-622 (179 amino acids)
Source: RefSeq, a predicted model, not a curated record
CUCAUGUAAGUUUUAAAACUGUGGAGUACUUAGUUGUGAAAUUUAUACAUAAGAAAAAUUAUUAAAAUUAAAAAUUAAAAAAAUGCUGUCCUUACUUGAACUAAAUAAUAAAAUUAUUUUAAUUUGUAUGAUUUUUAAUUUAAUUGUUAAAGGAAAUGUUAUUAGUCUAACAUUUGAUUCAGAAAAUGGUAAGUUAAUUGAAUUAAGCGACAAUGAAAUAGAAGUUUAUGAACCAAUUAUAUCAAAAUAUGAAAAUAAUUCAUUUGAGAAUAAUGAUGAUGAAGAUCAAGAAAAAAUCUCUAGUAAAAAAAAUAUUCAACACAAAAUUCGCUACACUUUAGGACAUCGUUUUUUUCAUCAUGACAAGUUGCUUGCUGAAUCAUCCAACAAUUUUCAUUAUAACGGUUUAAGAAAUAUUAUCUUAAAGUUUUGUUAUCCAAAAUUCGGUUUUGGCUCUAUAUUAACAAGUGUUGUAGGUGUUGUUGAUCAACUAUCAGAUAUUGGACAUGCUUUCAUUAUAUCAGGUGGCAUAGGUCAUAGAAACAUAUGUGUUGGUCUUGUUGCUAAUGCAACUACGUAUUUAAAUUAUAAAGUGUCAUUCUAUGGUCUUUAUAAUUUAUAAACGUAUACAUAUAUGUAUAUAGUAUAAAAUAAAAUAUUUGUUUUAACGCUACAUAAAAUCGAAACGAAUUGGUUUAAGUGAAGCAAUAUAAAACUACACAUAUGUAUUGUACUUUUUCCCAAAAUUUUACAAAUAAUUUAUUAAGGUGCAUUAUGAUAAACUUGU